GGGUGGCGCUUCGGGGAGUGCCCGCGGGCUGUAUAAAACCUGAGCUGGGAAGUCAGCGGCCACUCCCGCGGACAGCGCCCAGACAGGCCUCACUGCCCUCCGGGACGACUAGGACUGAGCCCCAGAGCAGCGGGUGUAGGCAACUGCCCAGAAACUAGACACCAUGUGUGACGAAGACGAGACCACUGCCCUCGUGUGCGACAAUGGUUCCGGUCUGGUGAAGGCUGGCUUUGCCGGGGAUGAUGCCCCUAGGGCCGUGUUCCCCUCCAUUGUGGGCCGUCCCCGUCAUCAGGGUGUCAUGGUGGGUAUGGGGCAGAAAGACUCCUACGUAGGUGAUGAGGCCCAGAGCAAGAGAGGCAUCCUGACCCUGAAGUACCCCAUUGAGCACGGCAUCAUCACCAACUGGGAUGACAUGGAGAAGAUCUGGCACCAUACCUUCUACAAUGAGCUGCGUGUGGCUCCUGAGGAGCACCCCACCCUGCUCACCGAGGCCCCCCUCAACCCCAAGGCCAAUCGCGAGAAGAUGACCCAGAUCAUGUUUGAGACCUUCAAUGUGCCUGCCAUGUAUGUGGCCAUCCAGGCUGUGCUCUCCCUGUACGCCUCUGGCCGUACCACUGGUAUCGUGCUGGACUCUGGCGAUGGGGUCACCCACAACGUGCCCAUCUAUGAGGGUUAUGCUCUGCCCCAUGCCAUCAUGCGCCUGGACUUGGCGGGCCGUGACCUCACCGAUUACCUAAUGAAGAUCCUCACUGAGCGUGGCUACUCUUUUGUGACCACAGCUGAACGUGAGAUUGUGCGUGACAUCAAGGAGAAGCUGUGCUACGUGGCCCUGGACUUUGAGAACGAGAUGGCAACUGCUGCGUCUUCAUCCUCACUAGAGAAGAGCUAUGAGCUGCCAGAUGGACAGGUCAUCACCAUUGGCAAUGAGCGUUUCCGCUGCCCGGAGACACUCUUCCAGCCUUCCUUCAUUGGCAUGGAGUCUGCGGGCAUCCAUGAGACCACUUACAACAGCAUCAUGAAGUGUGACAUUGACAUUAGGAAGGACCUGUAUGCCAACAACGUCAUGUCCGGGGGCACAACCAUGUACCCUGGGAUUGCUGAUCGCAUGCAGAAGGAGAUCACAGCACUGGCCCCCAGCACUAUGAAGAUCAAGAUCAUUGCACCACCUGAGCGCAAGUACUCCGUGUGGAUUGGGGGCUCCAUCCUGGCCUCUCUGUCCACUUUCCAGCAGAUGUGGAUCACCAAACAGGAGUAUGAUGAAGCUGGCCCCUCUAUCGUCCACCGCAAAUGCUUCUAGAUCCCCACUCUCCCCCACAGAGUGCCAAUUCUCCUCAGGACGACAAAUCUGCUCAUGUUGCAGGUGACUGAACUUCAGUCACCACACAGCAACCUUCUAGCAAUCUGGGUUGCUGUUGCCACAAACUGACACAAUGUUUAUAAUGUGUACAUACAUUAACUUAUUUACCUCAUUUUGUUAUUUUUAAAGUGAAGCCCUGUGGAAGGAAAUGCAAAACUUGAAGCAUUAAACUCAGCUAUUCUGUUA
Molecule: messenger RNA, 1543 nt
Organism: Sorex fumeus (smoky shrew)
Lineage: Eukaryota; Metazoa; Chordata; Mammalia; Eulipotyphla; Soricidae
Gene: ACTA1
Product: actin alpha 1, skeletal muscle
Exons: 7
Coding region: 164-1297 (377 amino acids)
Biological process (GO): skeletal muscle thin filament assembly
Cellular component (GO): stress fiber; actin filament; striated muscle thin filament
Source: RefSeq, a predicted model, not a curated record